GACUAAAAGUAUUGCUUUCUACAGCUUCAUGCAUCACAUCCACACCCAAAACUACACUUCUCGCCCUUUUAUCAUAAUAAACUCUGCGACCUGACCUCGAUGUUUUAGUAGUACAUGACCCAUUCGCUUCUCAAAGUCUCGUAGCGACAUCAUUAUGAAAUGCAAAAUUUCCUUCCAUCUCAUCGCUAUUUCAUAUCCCACAUCCCCAUUUCCUGAAAACCUAAACCACAACUCUAUCACACAAGAAACAAAAUUCACGAACCUCCUCAUGAUCCUCCGUCCCCGAUUCAAAACAAUAUCUCCAACCCCAAUCUCAACCCCGACCGAUCCAGACCGUAAAAAAAAUCUCUCAGACAACCAACAUCAUCGGCCUAUCUUUUGACCACAGGCGGCGAUUCAAUAUCUAGGAUUUGUGUGCAGAGAUGUUUACCUCUAUUUUAAUCUUUUUCGUUUAGUGAUCUUUGAUAUUUUUUUCGACUACAAAAUUUCAGAAGGUUUGGGAAGAAUGUCAGGUAGUACUGUCUCUAGUCGUUCAUCAUCAUCAUCUACAUCAUCUCGGCGAUACAGUAAUGGUACACCUGCGAGUUCGGUGACUUCGAGUGGACGACCUAGAGGGUAUAGAGGGGGUGGUCAUGAAAUCGCGAGAUCAGCUGCUGUAGAACAAGUCAGAGAGGAUGGAUAUGAGGAGGAUAGUGAGGGCGAAGAUUUAAAUGAGGAGGGAGAGAAUGAGGAAGAUGGAGAUGAAGAAGGAGAAGAGAGCGAAGACGAGGAUGAGGAUGAUGAGGAUAAGAAAAAAGUGAGAUCGUCCUCGAGAACGCAGCGUGCCAGACCUUCUAGACGAAGAAGAGGAGGAGGAAGGAGAAGAAGAAGAGGGGGAGGAGGAGGUACUUCCAAUCGCUCAUCAGCAAGUUCCUCUCGAAGAUCCCACGACCCAUCGAGAAAGCAUGGGAGGGGAAAGAGAAGCGAGAGAAGCGAGAAAAGCAAGAAGGGUGAGCGCAGAAGAAAACCCAAAACGAAAAAUGGAGAAGGAUCGGGAUUUUGGAGAAAAGUGAGGAGUGUAUUGGGAAGAGUGACGGGGUCGCCUCGUAGAAAACGAAUUGUCUGAUUCGCUGGGAAUGAAUGGAGGAACGGAAGGAGUUUGAAAAUUUGUAUUGUAGAGAUUAUUGGCCGAACA
Messenger RNA from Botrytis cinerea B05.10, 1174 nucleotides. RefSeq lists its product as hypothetical. NCBI's taxonomy places the organism in Eukaryota, Fungi, Ascomycota, Leotiomycetes, Helotiales, Sclerotiniaceae. The transcript is spliced from 3 exons. Bases 506 to 1105 code for a protein of 199 amino acids. The record is from RefSeq and is a predicted model, not a curated record.